GUCUCCAGAGCGAGAUUGGAACACGCAACCGCAGGGGUCCACAGGCGAUGAACGGUGAAGAUCUGGAUAAACUGUACACUAACAAUGAACCGCGAAAACAUGGGAUAACAAGGCAAAACAAAUGAUAAUUUAUCCUCGAUUCGGAAUAGGAACAAGAUAAAAUGAAUUUGUCGUGGGAAAACGAUCAUUCUCUCUUUUCUCUCAUUUUAUGCCAUUCUCCAUGGACGCUGAGCUGGUAUAAAGAGCUAGGAACAGCUGGAGCCGGUGAUUAUGGAACAGGGAUGUUGUCAUGUGAGUAAACGAAGUUAAUCGAUUAUGGAAUAUAUGGAAAAAGCUUGACUUGAAUAAGACAAUGGAAAGUAAGUAGUUGGAGAGCCGUUAUCACUUUCUCAUCACACGGGAGUUCUAUAUCCAGAAGAUCAUCCGCACAGGAGAUGUGUCUCAUAUUUAUUUCUGGAAUAAUGCAGAAGAGGCGAGACCGUCGUCAAAUAUGAUUCGUGUCUGACACAUUCGUAGGUUUGAGUGAUAAGCCUAUUGUUCUAUUCUAUUGUUGACUAUUCAAUAUAUUGUGACUGCGAAUCGGCAAAGAGGUGACAACAGUUCAAUUGUCAGUUUAUGAACUGGUUUAACAUACCAUUAAUAUGAAUGGUAUUUUUCUAUAGUAGUUUCUCUAGGUACAUUCCGAUUUUUUCCCUGUCAGAAACUGUAUGAUAGACGAGAAAUAACGAGCCCCGUAGGCUACUGGUGACAUCACCCCAGUCAGAUCUACUGCUGUACAGUAAAUAUCAACAAUGGUGGAGCCUGUGGGAUUUAUUGAAGCAUGGAAAGCGCAGUUCCCCGAGUCGGACCCCCCAAAGAUGGAGCUCAGGUCGGUGGGGGGCAUCGAACAGGAGCUGGAGAAGUGCAAAGCCUCCAUCCGGCGGCUAGAGCUGGAGGUGAACAAGGAGCGCUUCCGUAUGAUCUACCUGCAGACGCUGCUGGCCAAGGAGAGGAAGAGUUAUGACCGCCAGCGCUGGGGUUUCAGGAAGGCCCAGAUGAACGAGGUAGGGGACCAGGCAGGGCUGGGUGCUGAGUCUCAGCAGCCACACGUGCAGGAACAGGGGGAGCGGAGCCGGUUCCAACCGGUGGGGGAGGCUAGGUCCAAACCUAGACCCCCUCCAGCCCGGAAGUCAGCCUCCCACGGAGACGGGCUGGAGCUCCAGUCUGCCUUUGAGGUACCCCAGCAGGUAGAGCCCUGCGAGACAGACGGCCUCUCGCCCUCCAAACAGAAAGGAGGUAUAUCCCCUCGCCGCCAACACCCACCCCCGAACAAGGACCUAGCAUCUGACCCCAAUGACAAGCUUGGCAUGGGACUGGGGGUGGCAGCGCUGAGGUCUAACUUUGAGAGGAUCAAGCGGGCAAACUCUCACUCUGCCGGGGAUGCAGGGAAGAGCCAGGAGAAGCAGCAGCCCUUCUACACCAACAUGGAGUUCCACCAUGACAGGGGCCUGGUCAGGGUCAAUGACCGAGACGUCUCUGACAAGAUCAGCACCCUGGGCAGCCAGGCCAUGCAGAUGGAGCGCAAGAGAUCUCUGCACUCCCUGCCAGGCAACCUGGCCACUGUGGCAGGUGAGCUCCGCACUCGGCCGGUCUACAGGGGGCGCUCUACAGAGAGCACCUGUGGGUACGAUGCUGAAUACGAGGACGGGGACCCCAACCCACGCCACCCCAAGGCCAACGGGGGCAAACAGCCCCCUCCACCCCCAUGGCAACCCUCUGACUUCCAGCCUUACACCAGCGUCUACGUGGGCGGGGUGAUGAUGGGCGAGGCCGGGGGGGAUGGAAGAGGGGGCGUUAUCAUGAGGGACCACAUCGGAGAAGAGCACCACCUGACCUGGCCCCGGCGCUCCUACUCUCCCGGGAGCUUUGAGGACGUGGGGGGCGGAGGCGGCGGCUACACACCAGACUGCAGUUCCAAUGAGAACCUAACAUCCAGCGAGGAGGACUUCUCGUCUGGCCAGUCCAGCCACGUGUCACCCAGUCCUACCACGGCCUACCGCCGGCCCUUCAGGGAGAAGAGCCGCUCGCCCUCGCAGAACUCCCAGAACUCCCAGCAUUCGUUUGACAGCAGCAGUCCCCCCACGCCACAGUCCCAGAAGCGCCACCGCCAGCAGGGCCACGUGGUCAUGUCCGAAGCCACCAUUGUGAGCGUCCGCAAGACCGGCCAGAUCUGGCCCCCACUCGAUCCGGACUCAACACCGGCCAGCAGAGCCUCCCAUGACAACAGUUUCCAUGGAGACCUGGAUGGUCCGUUCACGGGGACCCCUCCCACUUACGGCUACGAUGCGGACCGUGCGGAGGAGCAGCGGCGCCACCAUGACAUCCUACCCUACAUCGACGACUCGCCCUCCUCUUCGCCACACCUCAGCUCCAAGAGCCGCAGCAGCCGAGACACCCUCUCCUCCGGAUCCCUUGAGUCCUCCAAGUCGACGGAGUUGGACCUAGAGAAAGGCCUGGAGAUGAGGAAGUGGGUUCUGUCUGGGAUCCUAGCCAGCGAGGAGACCUACCUCAGCCACCUCGAGGCACUGCUACUGCCUAUGAAGCCUCUGAAGGCAGCAGCCACCACGUCCCAGCCGGUGCUGACCAUCCCCCAGAUCGAGACCAUCUUCUUCAAAGUGCCCGAGCUCUACGAGGUCCACAAGGAGUUCUACGACGGCCUGCUCCCCCGGGUGCAGCAGUGGAGCCACCACCAGCGCGUGGGGGACCUCUUCCAGAAACAGGCCAGCCAGCUGGGAGUUUAUCGGGCCUUUGUGGACAACUACGAGGUUGCCGUGGAGACGGCUGAGAAGUGCUGUCAGGCCAACACGCAGUUCGCUGAAAUCUCUGAGAACCUCAAGGUGAGGAGCACCAAGGACUUGAAGGAUCAGUCAGCCAAGAACUCUCUGGAGACUCUCCUGUACAAACCAGUGGACAGAGUUACUCGUAGCACCCUGGUACUGCAUGACCUGCUGAAGCACACGCCCUCCAGCCACCCAGACCAUCCCCUGCUCCAGGACGCGCUCCGCAUCUCCCAGAACUUCCUGUCCAGCAUCAACGAGGAGACCACGCCCAGACGCCAGUCCAUGACUGUCAAGAAGGGAGAGAACCGCCAGCUGCUGAAGGACAGCUUCAUGGUGGAGCUGGUGGAGGGAGCCAGGAAGCUCCGCCAUGUUUUCCUCUUCACCGACCUGCUGCUCUGCGCCAAGCUCAAGAAACAGAUCGGAGGGAAGAGUCAGCAGUAUGAUUCCAAGUGGUACAUCCCUCUGUCAGACCUGACCUUCCAGAACGCAGAUGAGUCAGAGCCUCUGCCCAUCCCCCAGGUGCCUGAUGAGGAGCUGGACGCCAUGAAGGUCAAGAUCUCCCACAUCAAGAGUGAGAUCCAGAGAGAGAAGCGAGCCAACAAAGGGUCGAAGGUGACUGACAGGUUGAGGAAGAAGCUGUCAGAGCAGGAGUCUCUUCUGCUGCUCAUCCCCAGUAUGGCCCUCAGAGUACACAACAGGAACGGCAAGGGUUACAUGUUUCUGAUGUCAUCAGAUUACGAGCGUGCUGAGUGGAAGGAGACGAUCCGGGAACAGCAGAAGAAAUGCUUCAAGAGCUUCUCCCUGACCUCCAUGGAGCUACAGAUGUUGACCAACUCCUGUGUGAAGCUGCAGACUGUCCACCACAUCCCACUCACCAUCAACAAAGAAGGCCAAGAGGAUGAAUCCCCUGGCCUCCAUGGAUUCCUGAAUGUAAUCGUCCACUCGGCCUCGGGCCUCAAACAGAGCUUGAAUCUGUACUGCACGUUAGAGGUGGACUCCUUUGGCUACUUUGCGAACAAAGCCAAGACGCGGGUGUAUCGCUAUACCACAGAGCCCAAAUGGAACGAGGAGUUUGAGAUAGACCUGGAGGGCUCUCAGACCCUGAGGCUGCUGUGUUAUGAGAAGAGCUACAACAAGACUAAGCAGAACAAAGAGGACGGAGACAGCACCGACCGCAUCAUCGGCAAAGGACAGAUCCCGCUUGAUCCCCAGACGCUCCAAGGCAAAGACUGGCAGAGAACGGUUGUCCCCAUGACCGGGAUGGAGGUAAAGCUUUCUAUGAAGUUUACCAGCCGAGAGUUUAGUCUGAAGAGGAUGCCAUCACGGAAACCCAUGGGCGUGUUUGGAAUCAAGAUUUCCACAGUGACCAAACGGGAGCACUCCAAGGUUCCCUACAUCGUCAGACAGUGUCUGGAGGAGAUUGAGCGGAGGGGCAUGGAGGAGGUGGGAAUCUACCGGGUCUCAGGGGUGGCUACAGACAUCCAGGCCCUGAAGGCUGCCUUCGACACCAACAACAAAGACGUGUCUGUGAUGAUGAGUGAGAUGGAUGUGAACGCCAUCGCCGGGACUCUGAAGCUGUACUUCAGAGAGCUGCCAGAACCCCUCUUCACCGACGACCUGUACCCCAACUUCGCAGGAGGCAUUGCCCUGUCUGACAGCGUUGCCAAAGAGAGCUGCAUGCUGAAUCUACUGCUGUCACUGCCAGAACCCAACCUGGUCACAUUCCUCUUCCUGCUGGAUCACUUGAAGAGGGUGGCUGACAAGGAGAGCAUCAACAAGAUGUCCUUCCACAACCUGGCCACAGUGUUUGGCCCCACGCUGCUGCGGCCUGCAGAGAAGGACAGCAAGAUCCCCACCAACCCCACGCAGCCUAUCAGCAUGGGAGACAGCUGGUCCCUGGAGGUCAUGUCACAAGUCCAGGUGUUGCUGUACUUCCUCCAGCUGGAGACCAUCCCCACGCCGGACAGUAAGCGUCAGAGCAUCCUCUUCUCCACCGAAGUGUAGAGUGUUCCACAGGUUCCCAUCAUGAAGACAAUGGGAGAGAGAGGGUGAGAUGGAGACGUCGACUCAAACUGAGUCUACAGUACAGUAUGUCCAUUUGGGAAGGCUACUGAGAGUGAGAAUGGCCUUUGCUGGACUGCAGCAGGAGAUGUAUUCUGCACUGAUUCUGGACAUACCUUGCAGAGGGCGCCACCAUCCCUCUGAGAACAAGAGGGUGGACACCAAUCCUCUGUUGUACCACACAUAUCUGAUGACGAUAACGCAUUAAUACAUCACACCCAAUAGCCAGUGUGACUCUCUGUGCCUCUCUGACACAACAUAUCCUUGUCUCCUCGCUCUGUCUCUUCGCUCUCAUGUCGAAGCUCCACAGCUUGUGUACGGUGUACGGAAUGAAUGCCACUACUGAACAUGCCUGCUGCAACCACAAAUGAAACACUUCAGUUUGAGUCUGAUCAGCAUGUAGGGGAAAAGAGCGUCCAAGGUUAUUUAAAAAAAAAAUGUUUUGCUAUUGUCUCCUGCUUUGUUGGCAGAAAAACAGGCAGAGCCUGCACAUCGUUUUGUUUAGCCUUUUCAAAUGUUGAGUUAUUUCUUAAUCCACUGCUGAAGAGAUUCAAACCGUAUGUUUUACACAUGAUACAUUAGCACCGCAAUGCUACGAGAGUUCUGUUGAAAAGGAACAUCUGGGUUCUCUGAAGACUUUUAAAGAGGAACAUCCAGAGCUGCCAGCAUCACCAGUCUAUUUGUGUGUCCCAGGAAUCCACCACUCACAACAACAACAAAAGUGUUUACAAGGUAAACAAGCCUUGGACAAAGGCAGAGACAGGGAGACUGCAACAAAGGCAUUUGUGAAAUAGGAACAGUUGACAGAAACAGAUUAUCUGUCAUUUAUAAUAAGACUGCCUACAGUUUGGACCAUAAAGCAAUUCCCUCUUUUUUGUUCUUUGUGUUUCAAGUAGUCCUCAGCUUAAAUACCCAGGAAGCAAUAGAUUUUCUAACAUAGGAGUUUGUCUGCGUUCAUAUCCUUAGUCCGGAGAUGUCCUCAUCAUGGUAACAUAGGAGAUCUUGCCAAAAUGAUCUGUUGUUUGGGAUAAAAGAAAACUAUUGUAUUUACAGAUACAGUACAGUAUGUACAUAAUCAUAAUGCUGUAAUUGUUUUAUUUGACUUAUUUUAACAGUGUAAUAAUCAUUGUUAUGAUUAUAAUUUAUGAAGAAGAUAAAAUGGGGUGGGGGCAGAAAUCAACAUGUUUUUUUUCGAUGUGUUUGUUUUGAUUUGAUGAAGGUGGUAUAGGUUACAGACUUGAGUCCUGGAGGUCUGAGGUGAUGGGAGAUCAUAUGCUGCCUAUGUAACCAGGAUGUAGUCUUGUUGUGGGAAUAACUGCAGUUUUGUCCAGCCUAUUGUUAGCCAUUUAUCCGUCAUGAAGGUAACUCUCCAUCUUUGAAUGCCAAUGUCAUAACCCCUCUUCAUCUGUUUUGAGUGUUCCAGUCCCAACCAUCCAGCCUGAAAUCUUGAUGUGUUACUGAAGUAGGAUACAAAACAUUACAUUUAGUUGUAUACAGAACAACAAUAACAAUCUCUACAAUUUACAAUAAUAACAUGUUCCCUUUCUACAACUUACAACAAUAACAUGUUUCCUCUCUACAACUUACAACAAUAACAUGUUUCCUCUCUACAACUUACAAUAAUAACAUGUUCCCUCUCUACAACUUACAACAAUAACAUGUUCCCUCUCUACAACUUACAACAAUAACAUGUUUCCUCUCUACAACUUACAAUAAUAACAUGUUUCCUCUCUACAACUUACAACAAUAACAUGUUUCAUCUCUACAACUGUGUCGGUGGAGACAGUUGUUGUCAUGAAAAUGAAAAUCAUUCACCUGUUUCAAACAUGUUGCGCUAAAUUGUGGGCGCUCUACAUUUUACCCAAAGUGAACCAUUCCGUUGAUGUUAUGAAGGAAUACUUGUUUAUCCUCUUUUCAAUGAAAGUGACCCAUCUUUUUCUCACCCAUAUUUAUGAGGGUGGCUGGACAGCUGUCAUUAACUGUCCUCUAAACCCUUCCUUAAGCUCGUCUCACUCCUGGUCUGCCUGAUUGUCACCCACCAAAAGGCCAUGGAAAAGAAAAUGCUCUUAGAAUAUUUUGUUCAGAAGGAAAAAAGAGAAGAUUAUAUUAGAAUGGUUUUAAUUUCAGUACCUGCAGGCAUGUUUGAUUAAUGCAGGCAUGUUUGAUUAAAGUUAUUUUCUUCUGUGUGUUGUCAUAAACAUAUUGUUGUUAUAUUGGGCAGCAGGAUGUUAGUGACCAAUGUGUUUUGGUUUUGAAAAACCAAGCUUAAAAUAUGUUAUGAUAUUUCAUUCUGGCUGGAUAAUUGUUAACAAGUAAUGUGUUUACUAACUCAGUCUGUACUACUGUCUGCACUACUGAGAUUUCAUGAAGAACUCCGACAUUUUGAAGUUAGCAGAGACAUUUCUGACAGUUUUGACUGUACAGUAGUAAGUAGCUAGUGUAAAAUCUGGCAUCUGAGUGUGUGGUUGUACAUGCAGCAUUGAUGUGCACACAUGCGUGAGUGAGUGAAUGAAAUAAUGGGAUGAUUUGCUGUAAAAAAGUAGAAUUAAGACAUAACGUUUCAAAUCCUGACGUAUCCAUAUGCUGACAUAUCAACUAAAUCAGCUCCAGUUAAUAGCCAUAGUCAUAAUUUUAGUAACACAUUUUGUCCUAAUAUAUCCUCACAUGUCCCAUACACAUAACUGUACAUUGGAGGAAGCCAUUGAUUAUGAGAGAGAAAGGCAGUGCAUUCACCAUUCAUUUGGAUCUCUUUGAUUUAUAUAAUUAGUGCUCAAUGUGCACUGCUCUGCUCCGUUGUGCCUCCGCGUUAUAGCUUUUAUUCAGCACGUAUGCCGUGGAUUUCAAUGUGUCAGUGGAAUUUCUGUAAGGAGACUUACUGGGGUGCUGUAGUCUCCCUCGCCUUUUGAGAAAACAGAUCUGUCAUUAAGGCACCUAUUUUGAGACCAAUACAUGAACGUAGAGUUUGGUAUCGCAAUUCAUGCUACUAUUAGCCUGUGUGGGAGAUCUCGUCUGCUAAGCCCAAUUCAUUUUUGCAAUCAUACGAGACAGACAGACAAAUGCUUAGUCAAUAACCCUCACUCUGACUUAGCUCUGUCAACAAUAGCAAAAUAACUCAUUUUCAGCUUUUCUGUUCCAGUUCUGUGUAAAAUGAAGUCUACUGUAUUUACGGAGAUGAAUACCCUCAUCUGAAGGAAAUUAUAUUAGUAGUAGCAAAGUGGUAUCUAUACUUGUAGAAGGAGGACACUUUCAAAAUUCACUGUCAUGUUAUAUGACUCAUAUAUAGAUAAUAUCUCUCAAGGCACUAUGCUAUGCUGUGUAUCGUUCAUUUGCAAGAUGUCCUUUGUAUUUUCAAAUAACUGCCAAACAGUUUGUAACCAUCUGUUGUCCUAACUGUAACUACUGUAUGUAUCAACAUGUCACUAAUCCAGAACAGGAUUUAAUUUGGAGGGGCUUGCACUUUCAGUUUCUUUUGGUUUUACUCCAGACUGCCCACUGUGAUGCUUUAGGACAUUUUCUGUGGUUUGGAAAUGAUUUGCAAGGAAAGAUGAAGGUUAUUUGAGUUUAUAUAGGUUACUCAUCUCUCUAACCUUGUCUUAUGGUUGUACAAUAUGUAUUGUAUGUAUCAUACUAGAGACAUUGGGUUCUUAGGUUUAUUUAUUGUGAUGUUCAUCCAAGUUUGGGCAAUACAUUUAGGAUUAAUCAUAUUAAUAAAACAGUUGAAUAAUUAGGCUUCAACUGAAAGAGAACUUGGUUAUUGGUUGUCAGUGUGAUUCUUCAUAGGGCUAGUCACUUACCAUGCCUCUUUCACAAAAAAGUAAUAUAUGUCAACAUAAGAUUAUUAUAAAUAUGUGCACUAUGUUUUAAAGUCUAAAAAUAUGGAAUAUAUUACUCUAUGUACGACUUUAGCAUUUCAGUGUAUGCAUACUGUAUGAUGAAUGAAUAUUCAUUCUUUCAGUCCUUGUAAGUUGACAUGAGCCUGGCAAUAGUUUAUUAUAAUUCACUCCCAUAUUAAACGUAUUUUAAAUGACCUGAAACCAUAUUUUGACAUCUUGGGAAUAUGUGUGUUUUAUUCCACAUUUUCUAGUUGACUGUGUGAAGCUAAAAUGAUGGUACUUGCUGGUUAUCUACAACAACAAAAAUACAUUUUACCUUUUUCUGUUUUUCAAUUUAGAUUUAUUUCCUUCUGGUCAGCAUACAUGUUAUGUCAUGAGUCUGUAAAAAGGGAUACUGUAGUCUGAGGAAAAUACAUGUUUGGAAGGCAUUUGCAGCCUCUGUUUGUACACAAAAUGUUAAAUAAAAUCGGUAUCUAUGUAAAAAUA
Molecule: messenger RNA, 9199 nt
Organism: Salmo salar (Atlantic salmon)
Lineage: Eukaryota; Metazoa; Chordata; Actinopteri; Salmoniformes; Salmonidae
Product: breakpoint cluster region protein
Biological process (GO): intracellular signal transduction; protein phosphorylation; positive regulation of GTPase activity
Cellular component (GO): membrane
Molecular function (GO): guanyl-nucleotide exchange factor activity; protein serine/threonine kinase activity; GTPase activator activity
Source: RefSeq, a predicted model, not a curated record